This is a messenger RNA of Coffea eugenioides, 2446 nucleotides long. Its product is annotated as tyrosyl-DNA phosphodiesterase 1. The coding region runs from base 303 to 2285 and encodes 660 amino acids. Gene Ontology annotation, cellular component: nucleus. The transcript has 16 exons. Gene Ontology annotation, molecular function: single-stranded DNA binding; double-stranded DNA binding; protein binding. The record is from RefSeq and is a predicted model, not a curated record. NCBI's taxonomy places the organism in Eukaryota, Viridiplantae, Streptophyta, Magnoliopsida, Gentianales, Rubiaceae. Gene Ontology annotation, biological process: double-strand break repair; single strand break repair.
AUGAAAAAAGGUCUGAAUUUUUUUUCCUUUGUUUUUAAUUUAAAAAAAAAAGAAAAUCUCUUACGUGGGUUGUCAACUAAACUAACUCCUCGCGCGAAGUUGUCUUGGCGGCGGCGACGACCACCACCACCAGCGAACGCUUCCUUCAACCUUAAAACCCACCAACAAAAACCUUCCACAUUUGCUGCACUUUCACUUUUUUCUCUCCAGAGUAAAACAAAUUAAGACUAUCCUAUCACACCUCAGUGACAAACCCGGCUCUGAUCCCAGAUUUCUCUCAUCCUUUGGACGUUAAUUCAAGAAUGAGUAUAUCCAACUCUCCUCGGGUGGGAUUUCUGCAGCCAUUGAACAAAGUAGGGCAAGAAGAGAGCUCAAUUCCCAAAAUAUUACUAUCUAAAGGGCUCAAUGUUGUUGGCCGGAAUUGCAUUCCAGUCACCGAUAAACGCCUCAGCCGGAAGCAUCUCAGCAUUAAUGUUGCCUCCGAUGGCUCUAGCGAAGUCUCUGUGGAAGGAACAAACCCUGUUGUUCUAAGAACUAAGGGUGAAAGGAAGAAGCUUUUAUCUGGAGAGAAAUGGAAAAUUGAGGAUGGUGAUAUUAUAGAGUUGAUACCUGGCCACUACUUUUUUAAGUAUGUAGCUUCUGGUGGUGAGAAAAAUGAAAAGUUAAUGAGUAAUAAGCAGAAAAGGUGUUGGGAUGAAGAAAGUAGUUAUAGCAAAGACAGGGUUCGUAAUAAGAAGAGAAUCAACGGUGAAUCUGAAUUGGAACCUCUGGCUGAACAAUCAAAAAAGAAAUGGUUUGAGAAUAAUGGCAAGGAAACAGAUAAAUCUUCGGAGGGUAUUCGUCAAUUUAAUGUUCCUAAUUCUAAGUUACCGUCAACUUUUCGAUUAUUACGGGUGCAAGGGCUGCCAGCAUGGGCUAAUACUAACACGGUCUCAAUCAAUGACGUGAUUCAGGGAAAUGUUAUUCUUGCUAUACUUUCUAAUUACAUGGUGGACAUCGAUUGGCUACUUUCUGCAUGUCCUCUGCUUAAAAAAGUGCCUAAUGUUUUGGUCAUCCAUGGAGAGAGUGAUGGCAUACUGGAGUACAUGAAGAGAAAAAAGCCUGCAAGUUGGAUCCUUCACAAACCUCCAUUACCAAUUUCAUUUGGAACACAUCAUUCCAAAGCUAUGCUUCUUGUCUAUCCUCAAGGAGUAAGGGUUGUUGUGCAUACGGCAAAUUUGAUACACGUUGAUUGGAAUAACAAGAGCCAAGGCCUGUGGAUGCAAGAUUUUCCGUGGAAGGAUAAUAACGGUGCAAGCAAAGGAUGUGGUUUUGAAAGCGAUUUAAUUGAUUAUCUGACCAUGUUAAAGUGGCCAGAAUUCAAUGUUGAUUUACCUGCUCUUGGCAGUUACAGUAUUAAGCCUUCAUUCUUCAAAAAGUUUGAUUACACCAGUGCAGUGGUCAGGCUAAUUGCAUCAGUCCCUGGAUAUCAUUCAGGUUCCAAUUUAAAAAAGUGGGGACAUAUGAAGUUACGUACUGUGCUUCAGGAGUGUACUUUCAGUGAGGAGUUCCAAAAAUCUCCUCUUGUUUACCAGUUUUCUUCCCUAGGUUCUUUGGACGAGAAGUGGAUGUUGGAAUUUGCAUCAUCUAUGAGUGCUGGAGUUACAAGAGAUAAAAAGCCCCUUGGGGUAGGGGAGCCAUUAAUAAUAUGGCCAACAGUGGAAGAUGUCAGAAAUUCUUUAGAGGGAUAUGCAGCUGGAAAUGCCAUUCCAAGUCCACUAAAGAAUGUGGAGAAAGCAUUUCUGAAAAAAUAUUGGGCAAAAUGGAAGGCUAACCAUAGUGGUCGCUGUCGUGCAAUGCCUCACAUAAAGACAUUCACGCGGUAUAAUGGCCAAAAUCUUGCGUGGUUCUUGCUCACUUCAGCCAACCUCAGCAAAGCUGCCUGGGGGGCUCUUCAGAAAGGCAAUUCCCAGCUGAUGAUCCGUUCCUACGAGCUUGGAGUGCUCUUUUUGCCUUCUUCCAUUAAACCCGGUUGUGGAUUUUCUUGUACAGAUAUUGCAAAGUCCUCUGAUGAUAAUGGUGGACUGCAGAAGAGUUCUGAAACGAAGAGAAUGAAGCUGGUGACUCUAAAUUGGCAAGGAGACCAAACUGAAGUGAUACAGUUGCCUGUUCCUUAUGAGCUUCCACCAAAACCCUAUUCCCGGGAAGAUGUUCCUUGGUCUUGGGAUCGUCAUUAUGCAGAGAAGGAUGUUUAUGGUCAAGUAUGGCCUAGACAAGUAAAGUUGUAUGCCUGCCAAGAUUCCUAGUGUGCAUAAGUUCAACCAUUCUUCUAGAAUGCUUGACUUUUUCAAAAAAAUUUGACAUCAUCCACACUUCAGCAAAAAGAAUUUUGAUCCAUGUGUAAGGAAAGGUCUCGGUUGAUUUGAGUACUUGCUUCAAGUAUAUGUUCUGAUUCUUGAUCGCUUUU